Molecule: messenger RNA, 1383 nt
Organism: Psilocybe cubensis
Lineage: Eukaryota; Fungi; Basidiomycota; Agaricomycetes; Agaricales; Agrocybaceae
Exons: 10
Coding region: 1-1383 (460 amino acids)
Biological process (GO): isocitrate metabolic process
Cellular component (GO): mitochondrion
Molecular function (GO): magnesium ion binding; NAD binding; isocitrate dehydrogenase (NADP+) activity
Source: RefSeq, a predicted model, not a curated record
AUGUGGGCCUCUACCGCUCGCAAUGCCCGUCUUUUGUCGGCAAAGGUCCCACUGAACAGGGCAUGGACUCCUGCGCUCUCGUUAUCGGCUCCUCACCGAGGAUUUGCUACCUCUAAAUACGCUAUGUCGGGAGCUAUCCAAAAGAUUGUUGUUCAAAACCCAGUCGUCGAGUUGGACGGCGAUGAGAUGACAAGGAUCAUCUGGAAGAAGAUUCGUGAGGAGCUUAUUCUUCCUUACCUCCAAUUGGACAUCAAGUACUUCGAUCUGGGAUUGGAGUACAGGGACCAGACCAAUGACCAAGUCACCGUUGACGCUGCAAAUGCCAUCUUGGAACACCAGGUUGGUAUCAAGUGCGCAACCAUCACACCUGACGAAGCUCGUGUGAAGGAAUUCAACCUUAAAGAAAUGUGGAGGAGUCCCAACGGCACCAUCCGUAACAUUCUCGGCGGCACUGUCUUCCGUGAACCCAUCAUCCUCUCCAAGAUCCCUAAGCCCAUCCCAGGAUGGGUUAAACCCAUCGUCAUUGGCAGACACGCCUUCGGUGACCAAUAUCGCUCGACCGACUAUGUCGCUCCUGGACCUGGAAAACUUCAACUUGUCUACACCCCGGCUGAUGGCGCUCCUGCUACUGUAAUGGACGUUUAUGACUUCAAGGGUCCUGGAGUCGCCAUGUCCAUGUACAACACUGAUGAGUCAAUUACCGGUUUCGCACACUCCUCUUUCAAAAUGGCCCUGGCCAAAAAGAUGCCUUUGUUCAUGUCGACUAAGAACACCAUCUUGAAGAAAUACGACGGACGUUUCAAGGACAUUUUCCAGGAUAUCUACGACACGCAAUACAAGACCCAAUUCGAGGAAGCUGGCAUCUACUAUGAGCACCGUCUGAUCGACGAUAUGGUUGCACAGGCUGUCAAGUCUUCUGGAGGAUUCGUGUGGGCAUGCAAGAACUAUGACGGUGACGUGCAAUCCGACAUUCUCGCACAGGGUUUCGGCUCUCUGGGCAUGAUGACCUCGGAGCUCCUCACGCCAGAUGGCCAGAUCAUCGAGAGCGAGGCUGCACACGGUACAGUCACCCGCCACUACCGCGAGUACCAGAAGGGCAACGAGACGAGCACGAACCCCGUCGCGUCCAUCUUCGCGUGGACCCGCGGUCUGCUUCACCGUGCUAAGCUCGAUGGCAACGACGCGUUGAGGAACUUCUCGUUGGACCUCGAGGCUGCUUGCGUGGAGGUUAUUGACCAAGACGGAAUCAUGACCAAGGAUUUGGCGCUUGCUAUUCAUGGAAAGAACAUGCAGAGGGAGCACUGGGUCAUCACUGACGUCUAUAUGGAUGCCGUUAAGGCUAAGCUGCAGCAGAAGCUUGACGCCCGCAAGUCCAAAUUGUGA